Molecule: messenger RNA, 2509 nt
Organism: Arachis stenosperma
Lineage: Eukaryota; Viridiplantae; Streptophyta; Magnoliopsida; Fabales; Fabaceae
Exons: 10
Coding region: 103-2265 (720 amino acids)
Biological process (GO): regulation of photosynthesis, light reaction
Source: RefSeq, a predicted model, not a curated record
GAGAUUUUGAGGUGAAAAGAAAACGAGAGAAUCAUAAAGUGGUGGCUCCCGUUAAUCCAAUAGUAUUCAUUCCUUGUCCACACUCUAAGCAGGUGAUGAGUGAUGAUCGCAGCAUGCAGAACUUGUUGUUGUUCAACCUCAACGACAACUACCACCAGCUUUGGAGCUCCAACCACCUUAUCCCUAUCCAGAUCGGCCGCAUUCCUAUCUCUCAGCUUCAACCUUCUUCGCAGCAAGAGCAUUGCUGUUUCUUCGACACCUUCCGUACGCUGCAGAAGCCACUUCAGCAAUGAUAGUGGAAAUGGAGGAGGAGGAGACACUGACACAGAGGUCAACUGCGAGGUCCAUGUGGUUUCAUGGAGGGAACGCAGAGUUAAGGCUUCCAUUUCCAUUGAUGCUGACAUUGAAUCCGUUUGGAAGGCUCUCACUGAUUAUGAGCAUCUUGCCGAUUUCAUACCAAAUCUUGUUUGGAGUGGACAAAUUCCUUGUCCGUUCCCCGGACGAAUAUGGUUAGAGCAGAGAGGGUUUCAGAGGGCAAUGUAUUGGCACAUUGAAGCUCGUGUUGUGUUGGAUCUUCAGGAAUUCUUCAAUUCUACAUGGGAUCGAGAACUUCGCUUUUCCAUGGUUGAUGGAGACUUUAAGAAGUUUGAGGGCAAAUGGUCCUUAAAAUGUGGAACAAGGUCAUCAACAACUAAUUUAUCUUAUGAAGUUAAUGUGAUACCAAGAUUGAAUUUCCCAGCUAUUUUAUUGGAAAGGAUUAUUAGGUCAGAUCUUCCUGUAAACCUCCGAGCCUUGGCAUGUAGAGUUGAAAAUAAUAUCAUGGGAAAUCAGAAACUUUCCAUUGCAGAUAAUCACUUGGAUAAAACUCCUGGGGCUAUUAAUGGGUCAUCAGUCAAAAAGAUAAAUGGCGCUUUGUCUGAGAGUGAUAAAUUACUAAGUGAAGAUAACAAAGAAGGUCUGGCCAGCUCAAUUUCUGGUCCCAUUCCCGCAUCUUCUGGUGAGGCAAACAGCAAAUGGGGCGUAUUCGGAAGAGCAUGUAGACUUGACAGGCCUUGUGUGGUGGAUGAAAUUCAUCUACGCAGAUUUGAUGGACUUUUGGAAAAUGGAGGUGUUCAUCGUGGUGUUGUUGCAAGCAUAACAGUUAAGGCUCCUGUUUGUGAAGUAUGGAAUGUUCUAUCUUCCUAUGAGAGACUUCCAGAGAUAGUUCCAAACUUGGCAAUCAGUAAGAUUUUAUCCCGAGAUAACAAUAAAGUCCGUAUUCUUCAGGAAGGGUGUAAGGGCCUGCUGUAUAUGGUGCUUCAUGCUCGUGUUGUGUUAGAUUUGUGUGAAUAUCUAGAACAAGAGAUAACAUUUGAACAGGUUGAAGGGGACUUUGACUCAUUCCAAGGAAAAUGGAUCUUUGAGCAACUAGGAAAUCAUCACACAUUGCUAAAGUACUCUGUGGAGUCGAAAAUGCGCAAAGAUACUUUUCUUUCUGAAUCUAUCAUGGAAGAGGUCAUUUAUGAAGAUCUCCCAUCAAACUUGUGUGCAAUAAGAGACUAUGUUGAGAACAGGACAGCAUCACAUUCUUUGGAAGUUUGUGAGGACAUUACAGAAACAGGGCAAGAAAUUGUUACAUCUGCCUCUGGAGGUGAUGAUGGCUGUAGUUCCGCUGACGACUUAUCCAAUAGCAAUGCUCAAAGUUCAUCUCGUCAAAAGCCAAGAGUUCCAGGUCUACAGAGAGAUAUUGAAGUCCUAAAGUCUGAACUUCUAAAAUUCAUUGCAGAAUAUGGACAGGAAGGAUUUAUGCCAAUGAGGAAGCAACUUCGAUUGCAUGGAAGGGUGGAUAUUGAAAAGGCUAUAACUCACAUGGGUGGAUUCAGGAAAAUCGCAUCAAUAAUGAACCUCUCUUUGGCUUACAAACACCGCAAACCAAAGGGAUACUGGGAUGAUCUUGAAAAUUUGAAAAAUGAGAUAAGUAGAUUUCAAAGAAGCUGGGGGAUGGACCCUUCGUUUAUGCCCAGUAGAAAAUCGUUUGAACGUGCAGGGCGUUUUGACAUUGCACGUGCUCUGGAAAAAUGGGGUGGACUUCAUGAGGUUUCUCGCCUUCUGUCGCUGAAGGUGAGGAGAAAACGAAGAAGACAGGGCAACCUUGCCAAGGAUAAGAAAAUUGACCCAGUAACAGCCACACAUGAACAUGAUGUAGGCAGUGAAACCAAGACACCAAGACAGAUGUGGCUUGCUGGACUAAAACAAAUAGACGAGGACAUAAAUUGGGUUGGGUAACAUUGUAUUUUUACCUAUAUAUGUAUAGAACUAUAGGCAAGUGUUCAUAGGUCAAUAUUUCUUUUUUGCGUCCUUAUUAUGUCCAAAUUGACCUGAGGGAAGUAAUUGUAAAUUUUGGGUUUCCAAUUCGCAGCUCCUGAAAGCUGCUAAAAAUCCAGAGUUUAUAGCAUUGAUCAAAUACCUCUGCAUUCUAGAUUUCUAGUUUAUAGAUUGAAAAUCAAAAAGGGAAAGAGAAUUUCUGGUG